ACUAAACUACAUUACCCAGAAUGACUAGCGGUCGACGCAUUUAAGACGCGCAGGUCCCGUGUAAAUAAUAGAAGUCCGUUUGCUCGCCAGCGUUCAAAUUACACAGAAUUACACGUAAAUCAGAUCUUUAACAACAAAUACACGACGUCGAGGACACAUUUAUAAAACGCCUCUGGUCUAGGUUUAAUUUUUGAGAAAGUAGUCCCACGAUAGAGGCAUCCAGCUGGAUUAACACGCACAACAAGCUUCAACUAUAAGCAGUUUAAAUCCAUUCAUAAACAAACCUCUACAGUGAAAAAUACUUUAUCACAGAAAUGAGUAAACGAGAAGACGAAGGAUGUGGCCGAAAACGAAGGACAGAAGCAGGUCAGAGAUCAGAGGAUUGUAUGAACCCUAAUUCAGUUGUCAUUUCUGCAUUCAAAGUUUUCCAGCAGGAGCUUGACACCAGAUAUGAUAAAUAUGAGCGUUUGGUGAAAAUCAGUCGAGAUGUCACUAUUGAGAGCAAGCGGACCAUAUUCCUUCUGCACAGAGUGGCCAGUGUUCCAGAUGUGGAGGAGAUCCUAAAUGAGGCAGAGGUGAAGCUGGAUGGUGUGAGGCAGAAGAUCGGACAGAUCGCAGAAGAACUGAGGGGAGAAGAUUUACAUCAGUUCCACAGAGCGUUUACUCCAGGCAUUCAGGAGUACGUUGAGGCCGUUUCCUUCCAUCACUUCAUCAGACAUCGCUCUCUCAUCAGCCUGGAGGAGAUCAACGCUCGUCUGGUCUUCAUCAGAGACAAUAAUAAGGCUGUAGGCGAGGGGACGUUUUCGAGUCCUUGCGUCCUGACCUUCCAGAUCACCCCGACGGAUUACCUUCUGGGUGUAGCGGAUCUGACAGGUGAACUGAUGCGCAUGUGCAUCAGCAGCGUGGGGAACGGAGACAUGGACACACCAUUCCAGCUCAGCGGAUUCCUGCGCCAAAUCCACGACGGCUUCUCUUUAAUCGGCAACACGGGGCCCUAUGAAGUGUCCAAGAAGCUGCACACGCUCCGCCAGAGCCUGGGGAAGGUUGAGGACGCCUGCUACACCCUUCGUGUCCGUGGAUCCGAGAUCCCCAAACACAUGCUGGCGGACGUCUUCUCCAGCAGGGCGGCGCACAUCGAUCCUGACGACGCCAUGGCUUGAGAGAUGGAGAUGCUUAUUGUUUUGUGGGAGUGUUUCAGGACUCCUGUUUCUGUAUUUGAUUCAAUGCUUGCAUGUUGUUCUUUCGUGCCAUUUUUUAUGCAGUUUGCACGAUGUUUAAAGAGAUAGAAAUUAAAGAGAAAGAGAAGAGAAAUUAAAAUUCUGUCAUCAUUUAUUCACCCUUUCUGUUUCUGUUGAACACCAGUGAAGAUAUUUUGAAAAAUGUUAGAAACCAUUGGGAGUGUUUCAGGACUCCUGCUUCUGUGUUUGAUUCAAUGCCUUCAUGUUGUUGCUUCAUUCCUCGAUUUCGAGCUGCCAUUUUCAGGCAGUUUGCUCAAUUUAAAGCGAUAGUUCAGCCAAAAUGAAAAUAAUUUAUUCGCUCCUUUACUUGUUUGAGUUUCUUUCUUCACCAAAGAAGAUAUUUUAAAAAAUGUUGGAAAGCUGUGACUAUUCACUUGCAGAGUAUUUUUUCAGUCAGUGGUUUCAGCUUUCUUCAAAUUAUCAUCUUUUGUGUUCUACUGAAUAAAUAAACUUGUACUGUUAAACGAUUAAUCGCAUCCGAGAUAAAAGUUUGCGUUUACAUAAUUUAUUCAUGUGCAUAUUUUAUGUGUAUAC
Messenger RNA from Danio aesculapii, 1772 nucleotides. It is a transcript of the gene tsnax, whose product is annotated as translin-associated factor X. The record is from RefSeq and is a predicted model, not a curated record. Bases 315 to 1160 code for a protein of 281 amino acids. Gene Ontology annotation, cellular component: cytoplasm; nucleus. The transcript has 6 exons. Gene Ontology annotation, molecular function: RNA endonuclease activity; RNA binding; sequence-specific DNA binding. Lineage: Eukaryota; Metazoa; Chordata; Actinopteri; Cypriniformes; Danionidae.